Molecule: messenger RNA, 1997 nt
Organism: Argiope bruennichi
Lineage: Eukaryota; Metazoa; Arthropoda; Arachnida; Araneae; Araneidae
Product: adenosine receptor A1-like
Exons: 2
Coding region: 112-1269 (385 amino acids)
Biological process (GO): adenylate cyclase-activating adrenergic receptor signaling pathway
Cellular component (GO): membrane
Molecular function (GO): G protein-coupled receptor activity
Source: RefSeq, a predicted model, not a curated record
ACCGGCAGACAAACCGGACCUGAUAAGCGUCCGGCGCAAUCCGUGGGAAAAUAAACAAUAAUAUCAACAAGCAGCUCUGCAUCAAAAAGAAAACUUAGUAAACGGGGCGGAAUGGGUUACGAUGAACUUCCAUUGCUCUAUUCGGUGUGUGAAGUGGCCGUUGCAAUUUUGGCCAUAGUCGGCAAUCUUCUGGUUGUUGCAACUUUCGUGCUGGAAAGACGCUUGAGGCGUGUAACCAACUUAUAUAUCAUAAGUCUAGCGACUUCAGACUUUUUGGUCGGGCUUGUUGGUGUGCCAUCUGCUGUAAUGGCCCGACUGGGUUUGCCUAGACAUGCUUUCCGUGUUUGUCUGCUAAUGCUUUCAGUGUUAGUUCUGCUGUGCACAGUGUCAAUAUUGAAUCUAGUCGCAGUGACAUUGGAUCGCUACUGGGCCAUUUUGCAUCCCUUUUGCUACAAGAGGACCAUGAACCGCAGGGCGGCUGGUUUCGUGAUUCUGGGAUGCUGGUUCCUUGGGACCAUAGUGGGCCUGCUGCCAUUGUUUGGUUGGAACAAUGGACCAGAAGAGAAUGGUCAAUGUCUGUUCAUUCCAGUUAUGCACUACGACUUCCUAGUCCUUAUAUUCUUCGCUACCAUCGUGUAUCCUGCGUUGCUGAUGGCUUUCUGCUAUGGCAGGAUAUAUGCCGUUGUCCUGAAGCAGCUGCGACAGAUAACAGCUCUAGAGCAGCAGCUCCCACGAAAUGGCUCUGGAAAUAAUGAAACAAACCACCGGAAUUCAAGUCGCCACAGCAAUAGAGUACCAGGCUCCACAUCCAGCUCCGAAAGAAGUCUCCACCGAAAUUUGCAACGGGUCCAGUCUCCAGACGGCACACCGGAUGUUCGUCCCCAGCAGGCCAGCAAGAGAGAGGUCAGAACGGCCAAAAACCUUGCCAUUAUUGUUGUAUUCUUCAUGGUAUGCUGGAUGCCACUGUACACAGUCAACUGCAUACAGGCCUUCUGUAGCAGAUGCCAAGUACCAACAUGGUUGUUAGAUGCUUUCAUCGUUCUUUCCCAUGCCAAUUCGGCACUUAAUCCAUUCUUGUACGCAUACCACAUGUCGGAUUUCAGGAAGGCCCUGAAGCAAAGGUUCUGCUGUGGAAGUCCAGAGGAGGGGAAAUGUAUCUUUCGUAAAAAGCCUCGAUCUGUGGAAAUGGAAGCUCUGUCUGCACCUGCUCUGACCAAGAUGGCGUCGAAAAUGGCGGAUGCCAAAACGUGUUUUACCGAUUUGACUUAGAAAGAAGUGUCACUCCUUUACAUAAUCUGAAUGUAAUGAUGAGUCAUUUUGGAAACAACUGAAAAUGAUGACUUCCAAAGAUCUGAUAAUUUUCCUGUUGAGUCAAUUGGCCAAGAAUGGUAGCCAACUUUACUGUCUCCGAGUUCUUGGUGGUUGAUUGGUACAUGUUUUUUAAAUGUUAAAUGUAUAUUUAGUGUCACAUUCCACGAUUCGAACAAAAGGAAACAUGUCGUUAAGAUGAUUUCCGUUGAUAUGAUGAUCUAUUUUGUCUGUAGUUACUAUAUAUUAUGAGGAUGAUUAUUCUUAAAAGACUAUUUUAAAUCCAAUAUUGUCAAACAAAUAUUGAACACUGAGAAGAAAAAAUGUAUACAGUGUUAGUUAGAUUCUGCAUGAAGAAUGAAUUUGUUGAACAAAACUUUUCUGGCAAAGGCUUUCCAAAGAGAUCAAUUACACUUUUGUGUUGCUUCAAGAGCUUAUUGGAAAAUCGUGACAUUUUGUUGCAUUCCCUAGUCUUGCAUGAAAAUUCAUUUUAAUCAUUUCAAAUAUUUAUUAUGUAAAUAUUUCACUGGAACAUCAAUAUAAUCUCAGUUCAUUCAAUUGUGAUUUUUCAUAACAAUGUUCUACCAUGGUGUUCUCGAUGUUUGAUAUGUGUUAGCAGCCCAUUAUGUCCAACUCUAUAAAUGUGUAGUUUUGUAUGCUUCGUUAGCGAUUGCAACUUUAUGGAAUAU